Molecule: messenger RNA, 1792 nt
Organism: Desarmillaria tabescens
Lineage: Eukaryota; Fungi; Basidiomycota; Agaricomycetes; Agaricales; Physalacriaceae
Exons: 3
Coding region: 1-1422 (473 amino acids)
Source: RefSeq, a predicted model, not a curated record
AUGAUCCUCUCUCCGAGCAGCCGCGCACCAAGUCCCUCAGGAUUCUAUGGUCGUGUAGGCUCUGAUGGCUUGCCUUACGUUCAAACAAGCCCCAGUGUCGACUUUCAGAUCGAGCGCAGUUACAGGUCACCCUAUCGCCCACACAGCGUUCUGCCUCAUCUGAACCACCCAGCCUACGACGAGGAACUCGUAUAUCGAGAUCACAUAUCGCGCCUUCUUGCCGCCAAAACCCGCGUAUUCUCAAUCUCUGGCAGAAUACCUUUGGAUCCCUCACAGCUGGUUCUAUUUUUCCGGACAAAGAGCGGAAUAACUCAUUCCCUGGAUUUCCCCAUCGAUGUCGAUUAUAACACGCCUCCAGCCCUCGAUGUCCUCAUCGCCGCCUGCCGACCUCAUCAAACAUCAGAUUUGGACUCGUACGCAGAGCACGAAUCGCUCUUCUACCCUCCCAAUCUCCCUCUCACCACCUCUCUCGAGAUCGCGAACCAUCCCAUCUUAGCAGCCGUCCGCACCACCCUCUUCCCAUCCCUCCCCGAGGGCCACUACCUCACCACCCUCCGGGACCGUCUUGAAGUCAUCGUCUCCGGCGGUCACAUGGGGCCCCAAUCUCGCUCGCUCCGCAACGACAGCAGGGUAGCAACCAUCACCGUCACCCUCCCCGUGCGCUUCCGAGGUGGCGCACUCGUCGUCCGGUCCGAAAGCACCAAUGUGGAGGAACGCUUCACCGGCAAAGGUGGUAAGAAUGGGGAUAUCGAGUGGACGGCGUUCCUUGCGGAUUGCGAUUAUGAGGUCGAGACGGUCGAGAAGGGGUGUAGAGUGUCGAUCCUGUAUGGUGUGUAUCUGAAGACUUUCGGGACGGGGGUUGGAGUGGCUGCGGAGCCCCUGGUUAACCCGAGCGAUGGGUUCUUUGACUUGCUCGCACCAGUAUUGAAUAUGUCCAGAGGAAGGAAGAUUGCGUUCUCCCUUUCUCAUGACUACGGGGUAUGUCCUGCAGACGUCCUAGCAGAAUCUUUGGUACCCCUCCUGAAAGGCGGUGAUUCAGUCUUGUACAACGCUCUCAGGCUGUAUAAGCUUACUCCCGAACUACAUUGGACUGCUGGAGGAUACAUAUGGCCAAUCGAUCACGUCGUCGAAUCGCUCAGUGAAGACAUCUCUAGCCCAGUUCUGGAUGGCAUUUCGCGGAGAGGUACCCCCGCUCUGCGCGGUGCUUUCAGUACAUAUGGGGACCCGGAGCUUCAUGAAGAGGUGGGCAACUUGCGACAGCGGAUAGCGAGUAGUGGUGCUAUCCCUCUAUUGGAAGCAGAGAUCACUAUCUUGACAGAUGGGAACGUACAUGCGGUUGGCAAGGAGCGUGUGCCAUUUGUGUCGAAUGGUCAGCUGGAUAAGCUGGUGGUCAAUGCCUUGAUAGUAGUUUAUGUUCCUUAGACGUUGGUUCCUUUUGCUUACGAGUUCUUCAUGGUGUACGAUUGUCGUUAAUUGAUUGCUAUGCUGAUCCGAGCUGGGGUCGGUUUUUGAACAGUGUUUGUCUCUGGCUCCGCAGUAUUCCUUAGUGUGCUGGUAGCGACGGAGCGCGCUCAUCUGAUUUACUGUGCAUUUUAUGAAUAGAAUGUGGGUAGGGCACGGCUGGUCGCUUCAGUAGCUCCACAGAAAGGCAUGUAGACGUAAGAGAAAAAUAGAAAGCAAUUGCGUAGGGAAACUAUGGUAUAUAUAUUAUACAUCUGAAGACGCAACCUCUUUGUGUUCCGUGGUCUCUUUCUCGUCGUGAGUAACCUCCCUCGCCUUCAUCUUCCGUUUC